CGAAAGUGUGAACACAAAGAAAUCGCGGCGACACGCGCUGGGGAGAAUAAGUGGAUUUUACUGUUGAGAGUGACAGCGUAUACACUAAAAGUAAAUAAUAAACACAGAAUUAAUUUCUCAGUUGCAUUCUACAGUAGGCUUGUUUUAUGAAUUAUAUUUAACAUUGCGUCUGAAGAGACUUUCGGCAAUGCAGCACACAAAGACGAGAUAACGUAAUUUCUGUAUGUAACAGGAACGGGCAGAGUGGAUGGGCGAACUGUGGUUCGGUUCGUCUUGUAGCAUUUGGACCGGGCUGGAUUCGGCGGAGAUGCUAGUUUUUGAGAAGUCCAGCUGACAGUUUGGCACGAAUAAUUUUGGAUUCUGAACAGAGCCGUCUGGUUGCUGGGUCGGUCGGGAGGUGGAGGUAACACCCACUGACCCCCUCAGCCCUCUCCUGACCCGCCCGGCUCCCGGCUCCCGCCCCCUGCCGUACAGCUGUCGCCAUGACGUCCACCCCCCAGCUGCUUGCGUUCGAGCUGGCGCCCCCCCCGGGGCUGAGCUGCGAGGAGGAGAUGGAGCGCCGCUACGAGGUCGUCCCUUCUGUGGUCUGCUCCAUGUGCUGCCUGUUUGGAAUCAUCUACUGCUUCUUUGGCUACCGCUGCUUCAAGGCGGUGAUGUUCCUGACAGGCCUGAUGUUCGGCUCCGUGGUCAUCUUCAUGCUGUGCUACAAGGAGCGCGUGCUGGACAGCCAGCUGAGCGUGGAGGCCAGCGUGGGCAUCGGCCUGGGCAUCGGCACGCUGUGCGGCCUGGUCACCAUGCUGGUGCGCAGCGUGGGGCUGUUCAUGGUGGGCCUGCUGCUGGGGCUGCUGCUCGGAGUCGCCUCCCUGGUGGUGAUGGAGGAGUUCUACCACCCCAGGACGGUGUGGGUCCCCCUGGGCGUGCUGCUGGGCUCGGGCACCCUGUUCGCCGUGCUCACCCUCCAGUGGCAGCGCUGCUUCGUCACCCUCUCCACCUCCGUGUUCGGCGCGGCCGUCAUCACCCUCACCGUGGACUACUUCGUGGAGCUGUUCGCCCUGGUCCGCUACGUGUACGAGCGCCUCAAGGUGGCGCCCCCGCGGCCCGUCUGCUGGUUCACCUGGGUCAUCAUGGGGGUGUGGCCCGUGCUGGCCCUGCUGGGGGUGCUCAUCCAGUGGAAGGUGACGGCGGAGGGAUACUCUCACACGGAGUUGAUUCUGAGCAGGCAACAGCGCAGGAUGCAGCUCAUGAGGAUCCACCAAAAGGAGGAGAGGAUGCAGAAGGAGGGCAAAAAGAAGAAGAGGAAGCAGAAGCCAGGCCAGAAGCCCAAACAGAAGCAGGCGCAGCAGUACCACCACCCUCCUGCGCCCCACUCUCAACCCCACCCCCACUCCCACUCUCACUCUCACUCCCACCCUCACUCCCACCCUCACUCCCACCCCCACACCCAUCCUCACCCUCAGCCCCACCCUCACUCCUCACACCCCCCUAAGCCUGCCCCGGCCGAGCCGACUCACCACAGAAGACCAACCAUACGGCGCUUUGAUGGCGACGUGCUUUCCCCGAGCUACAUCCGUAGUUUCCGGGACAGACAGGGGGACAGGCAGGCGUACCCUCAGGGCCGCAUGAUCAGCCGCUCCCGCACCCAGCUGGACUACGACUGUGGCUCCCAGGUGCCCCUGACGACCGCCAGCGGGCCGGCCGCACGCGUCUGACCCCCCGCUGGUCUGGAGGGGAACUGCAACUCCACGUCGACCUGAUCUGGAUGUUUACUAAAACGGGCUUGCCAAGCAAAAACAAUGUUUGACGGCCUCACCAGUGGCAAGUGUAGUGCCAAUGUCUGACCGGAGAGGCAGCUGGCCGCGGCGCCCUCUGCUGCCCCGGAGGACCUGGAGAACAAACGCCAACCUAAUCCGACGUGACCAUCUUCAACAUGUGUUUGUGUGUGUUUGUUUCGUACCAUGCUGUGACGCUGUUCGCCUGUAGAGGGGUGGGGCGGCCAGGGAUGUGUUCCCAUGGCAGAACUGAGAGGAACCGUUGUGAUUUGUUGCAUCUUCUGGUGCAGUGGACCCCUGGGGUGACCCUUUUGUGUAUGUCUGUAGAAGGAAUGCCGAAUAGUUCUACUGGAUUUGACUGGACUCAAUUCAACUGUAUCGUCUGAGGUCAUGCAGUUUUGAUGCUGACUCUCCUCGACUUCCUUCUCUCUUCUCUGCUUCCUGUCCUGUGCUGUUGUGAAAGUUGUGAGGGGCUAGCCAGCUGUGGGCUGGGUCCCCCGUCAUGUGACUGCCAUCCCGGCCUCUCUAUUGGUUGACAUCUCUUCCUGGAUCUCUGUACAGUUUCUCUUCUCCUAGCGUUGUCAUGUUCCUGUGUACAGUAUGAUGCUUUUUUAACUGAUUGGUUGAUUACUUAAAUAUUGUAUGAAAAAAAACAUUUUUUAAUGUUCGGUUUCUUUGAUUUGAUUGGUUGAUAGAUGAUUGAUUGCACUUUCGUCCAAUGUUGGAUUCCAUGUUCAUGUCAGGGAGAACUGGAUUGAAAAACAAAGGCUAUUAUUAUUAUUAAUAUUGGUAUUGUUAUUACUGAGCAUGUCUUUGUAUGGACCUUGUUAUGAAAACAUUGUGAUUCUAAACAUCA
Molecule: messenger RNA, 2625 nt
Organism: Osmerus eperlanus (European smelt)
Lineage: Eukaryota; Metazoa; Chordata; Actinopteri; Osmeriformes; Osmeridae
Gene: tmem198aa
Product: transmembrane protein 198a
Biological process (GO): positive regulation of canonical Wnt signaling pathway
Cellular component (GO): plasma membrane; cytoplasmic vesicle
Source: RefSeq, a predicted model, not a curated record